This is a messenger RNA of Rangifer tarandus platyrhynchus (Svalbard reindeer), 726 nucleotides long. NCBI's taxonomy places the organism in Eukaryota, Metazoa, Chordata, Mammalia, Artiodactyla, Cervidae. The record is from the annotation of a GenBank genome assembly.
AUGUGGCUGUGUGCUUCCCUCACAUCCUUCUUUCAGAAGCACUGUGAGGUGGGGCUCUCCUCCCCAUUGCACAGAUGGAAGACUGAGGUCUAUGAAGGCAGGGUGGUGUCCGGUCUACACCCUAGCGGAUGGUACAGCCAAGCCCACAAUGGUCUGUCUUUCUGCUGCACCAGCUGCCUCAGAGUGAAGGCCUGGGCAGGGGCCAAAGGGGCUGCUGUGGACCUUGGAGGGGGAGAUUUUACGCCCCAGAGGCAAGGAGGUGGCAAUGCCGUGCGGGGACCUGCAGGAACCAGGUCUGAAGGCUGGGGGGAGCCUAGUAUGCGUGGGGAUGGAGGAGGCGGGGGCAGUGAGGGCAGAAGUGGGGCUAGUGGGUCCGCAGCUGCUCAGGAGGGCCCUCCCCCUCCCCCGGCAGCGGGGGUAGGGGGUGGGGAAGUGGGAGGCGGAAAGGUGGGGCCUGGGCCCAGGGUGAGGUUGAGCAGCUCUUGCCAACCAGCCAGACCAGCUCCUGUGGGUGCUUGGCAUGAAAGCGAGAUGGAUUGGGAGGGAUGCUGGGGGAAGGGAUGGGCAGGGCAGAAGUGCCCAGUGACCUCGCACCUGGGGAGCCUCGCUUUGGGGCUCCCUGGAGGACCCUCAGCUUGGUUCUGGAGGGGAACUCGCAGUCCAGAUGGCACCAGGAGGCAGCUGAGACCCAGCGGUGUAGGACUCUGCCCCCAGCAUCUGGCCUGA